Molecule: messenger RNA, 2223 nt
Organism: Mytilus californianus (California mussel)
Lineage: Eukaryota; Metazoa; Mollusca; Bivalvia; Mytilida; Mytilidae
Product: F-box/LRR-repeat protein 18-like
Exons: 10
Coding region: 54-2183 (709 amino acids)
Biological process (GO): SCF-dependent proteasomal ubiquitin-dependent protein catabolic process
Cellular component (GO): SCF ubiquitin ligase complex
Molecular function (GO): protein binding
Source: RefSeq, a predicted model, not a curated record
GGGUUUAAUAAUGGGUCACUCGGAACAUAUCAAAUUUUUCCGAAUGGACGGCGAUGGAUAAUUUUCAGAUACUGCCAGAUGACAUUAUUUUGUUGAUUUUCUCACAUUUAAGCUCAGGAAGGCUUUGUAUUUUAAGUAAAGUUAACAAGCGGUUCCAAAGACUUGUACAGGAUCGAAGCCUUGUCAGGUCAUCAACAUUUGAAGAAUGUUACAACAUUACAGAUGACAUGCUUUUGAAUUAUGGUGCAAAUAGUUAUCCUCAUGUAGAAUGUCUAAAUCUUGCCAAUUGUUACUGGUUCAAAAGCAGGUCAAUAGAAUGGGUUACCAGUAAAUGUAAACAAUUGACAGAGCUAUAUUUAGUUGGAAUUAAUUUGACAUCCAAAAAAAUUUGUAAGAUUCUUGGAUCUUUACCAAAGCUAGAAAAGUUUUCAUUCACAACACAAAAUAUUCAUGAAUUUGAUGAAGAAGUAAAUAGUGUGACUGAUGCUCAAAGGACAAUCGGUAAUUUGAAACACAUAACAAUACACUUUGAAGUACAGGAAUCAACUAGAACAGAUGUAGCAAUAUCAGUAGAAAUAAUACAUAAAAUUUCAUCAUUUUUUGAACAUUGCAACAAACUGGAAUCAUUGCAUGUUCUUGGUCAGCCAAAUAUUGGUGGUAGAAUUCCUAGACUAUUGGUUCAACCAAAUGUAGUUAAACUGGAAAACUUGUCACAUUUGCAACACCUUUCAUUAAACUGUGCAAUUGAUGCUGCAGCUAGGAUGUUUUACUAUGGUGCUUUAUUUUCAAUUGCCAAAUUGAAAAACCUUCAGUUAAAAACUAUUUUAAAUCCAUCAGCAAACUUUGAAAAUCAGUCUCAGUUCUGCUCUUCGUUUUGGCAAUCCCACAGAUCUCUGGAAAACUUAGAUUUGUCAAACAUUUGUCUGCAUAAGAUUUUCACUGAAGAUUGUGAUGUUUUGGAAGUGAAGCCACACUUACAGUAUCUGAACUUAGCUAAUACACAUGUCCAAGGUGUUAAUAUAUCAUUAACAUCAAUAGCCUCAUCAUGUCCAAAUAUACACAGUCUAAACUUAAUGAGCAGUAAGCUGAUGAACAAAUGGACAAUAUUAGGAAGAGAGGAAUUUGAUGUUAAUGGAUUUGGUGCCCUUGUAAGGUCAUGUAAUCAGUUAUCUCAUAUCAACUUAAGUGGUAUACAUGUACAUUGUCAUAACAUCACUUCAGAAAUCUGCAGGUGUUUAUCCCAACUAAAAGGUUUAAAGUCUCUGUCCCUGUCUCCAUGCUGUCUGCAUGUGGAGCAUCAUAAAGAGAGUGGAGCACAGAAAAGACCAGCUGAGGGUCCUUCUCAUGGUAGUAAGAAAAGACGGCUUGCUGCAUCAACUAAUGUUUUACAGGCCAGUACUUCCACUAGUGCUAAUUCAGAUUCAGAAGAGAAAUGGACCAAAGGUUUAGGACUAAUUGUUAAAAGCUGUCCCAAGGUGAUAAAGUUUGAGCUGAUAAAUGGUGGACUAAAACAAACUGUGAUACAAUCAGGCAAAUCAAAGCCUGCUCCAAGUGAAUAUAAACCUUGUUCUGAGUCUUUCAUGACAGCAGAUACACUCCUAUGUAUAUCAGGAUGGAAACAUCUGAGAUUUUUGCAGUUGGCCGGGAUACAUAGUGCAAUAUCAGGUGUGAGUUUGGUUGUCAUAGCAAAAGAAUGUAAACAUCUACAGCAGCUACAUUUAGCUUAUCUUGGACUGACAGCACAUUGUAUGUACAUAAAUCAGCUCUGUCAGGCCUUUCCAUACAUGGAAGCUUUAAAAGAUUUUAGGUUGGAACAUUCUUACCUUUCAAUCGACAAGACAUUCUGUACUUCUCUAUCUAAAUGCAAAACCCUAGAGAGGUUCUGUGUUGUGUCAAAGAAUGGCAGCAUAGAUAGUUCUGCAGUAGAGUACUUGAUGGAAAAGGUGCAAUCAUUGGUGGUUGUCCAGUUAUUUACAGAUGCUACACAGUCUUUAUGUAAAAAACUACAGAAAUCACUUAAAGACAGAUAUGAAUCUGUCCGUCCAGCGCUUAGUUUGGCCAUAUGGCCAUUGUUUGACGAGAAUGCAGCAUAUGUAAUGAAGAAUAUACCCAGAAAACACCUAGAAGAAAUGACUAUAUUUAACUCUAGGAUCUGUCAACAUCCACCUAAUUUUAAUUGGUGAUAUGUCAAAAUUUAAAUUAAAAAAAUUAAUUAUAAUUUAA